Coccidioides immitis RS is the source of this 1098-nucleotide messenger RNA. RefSeq lists its product as uncharacterized. The coding region runs from base 641 to 952 and encodes 103 amino acids. The record is from RefSeq and is a predicted model, not a curated record. NCBI's taxonomy places the organism in Eukaryota, Fungi, Ascomycota, Eurotiomycetes, Onygenales, Onygenaceae. The transcript has a single exon.
AACAGCUCAGGAAAAUCCACAUUUUCAUGUCUCAAGGACAAAAAGUGUCUAUUAUUAAACCAUAUCUUUGGCCAAUCUACUGAUUGGUCCAGAAUCGUCGGUGAACAGUCAAGCACUGCAGCCUCAGAACAUUUGAAUCUUCCGACGCAGAAUUUUUUUCUUUCACUUGGAAGGACAAGAAUAUGCUGCAACAAACGGGGGUGUGUGUGGAUAAACUGCCCACAGAGAAAGGCAAGGGACCCAAAUGAUGAACCAGGCAGCAAAGCUUGUGCUACCACGACAGCCAAUUCAGCGUGAUUCGCAGCCCUGGGCAGAGUGCAAAAAUCGGGAAUAGAGCAUUGCCAUGUCUGUACAACGAAAAAAUCAAUCUCUGAUGACACGCCAUACAUCUCUGCCGGGAGGGGCAAUGUGCGUGCGCGUGUGCUUGCAGCCGAAGAUCGGGUGUUCGUAAAGACGAUCGCUGCAGCAUAGGAAGAUGAUAUCGGGAGCAUUUGGACUGGGCCACCAAUGACUCGAAGUAGGCAGGUCGACGUCGAGAGUUUCUUACCUUACCCUGGUGGGUGGUUCUCGUGGCAUCAAAGAGAGCACUCCGUCAUGGGCGGGAAAAAAAGCAUAGAUAGCACAGGAGGGCACGAAAGGGAUGGAAACAAGCCGCCAUGCCGCUUACUGUCUUGGUUGCGUCAGAGAUGCAGUGGCGCAAUGGUUGGCCUUCACAGACCGCCGCGAACUUCGAAACCAGCCAGCAACCGCAGGGGAAUCAGAUGGAGUCUCCUCCGUCCAAGGAAGAUCCACAGAGGGAAACGCUUUGAAAAUUGAGCUCUUCCGCUUUCAGGGUGGUAUUUUGGGUUCUCCCCCGCACUCCGAGUCUGAAACCACUCGCUGUACGCGCGCUUGGCAGAGAUAUCUUAGAAAGUACCUCAUGCUUGUCCUUAGUGAGCAAGUCCAGCGUUGACAAGGCAUCCUUGGUCUUGCACAGUCAAAUAAAGGCCCACUAUGUGAAGUGUUGGGGGAUCGUGUUACAUACGAUAGUUACAGGUCCUAGAGUUGAGAUGCACGGCUCAGUCUUGCUGCACAGUGAAGAGCUCCGCUAGAAAAGCC